Conger conger (European conger) is the source of this 5627-nucleotide messenger RNA. It is a transcript of the gene map1sa, whose product is annotated as microtubule-associated protein 1Sa. Lineage: Eukaryota; Metazoa; Chordata; Actinopteri; Anguilliformes; Congridae. Bases 25 to 4242 code for a protein of 1405 amino acids. The transcript has 7 exons. Gene Ontology annotation, cellular component: cytosol; microtubule; microtubule associated complex. Gene Ontology annotation, biological process: axonogenesis; dendrite development; microtubule cytoskeleton organization. The record is from RefSeq and is a predicted model, not a curated record. Gene Ontology annotation, molecular function: actin binding; microtubule binding.
GAGCAGACUGGAGAAAUUGAUGCGAUGGAAAAUUCAAUCCGAACUUCCCAUCCUGGGUUUAGCAAUGAAAAAUAUUCUCUGCUCGUUAUUGUCGGCGAACACAGUCGGCACGGCCUUGUGGAUUACGUGGUUGCGGAGAUAGAACGAGGCAUACGCUCCUGGGAUGUGGAUCUGACGGCCUGCAACCUGGACGAGCAGCUGAAGCUCUUUGUGUCGAGGCACUCAGCCGCCUUCUCCGAGGAGGUCAAAGGUCAGAGGACACUGCAGCACAGUGGAGACGUCCUGGAGACACAGGUGGUGGUGAACCCCUCCCACCUGUUUGUGUGCUCAGAGGUGCGAAGGCUUAUUUCCGACGUGUCUCGUCACAAAUUGCUGGUCCUCGCGGGACAGUGUGUGGAGGACACGGGCGACUUGGUAUUGCAGACGGGCUGCUUCUCCCUCCAUGACUUCAUACAGAUAUUUGCAGACGAAGAGAUCGGUGAGCUGCUGAGCUCAGCAGACCCCACUCAGAAAGCCAGCCUCACCCUGAGCUGCCCCAACUCUGGUGUCUGGAAGACCUCCAUGCUGGAGAAGCACAACCUGCAGGACUUCAUCGAGAUCAAGACCAACCCGCCCGCCGUGCUACCCGAGAUGGAGGGACUGCAAGAGUUCACGGAGUACCUGUCAGAAUCCCUGGAGCCACAGUCUCCUUUCGACCUGCUGGAGCCUCCCAGCACUGUGGGCUUCCUGAAGCUCUCCCGCCCUUGUUGCUACGUCUUCCCGGGCGGGAGGGGGGACUCUGCCUUCUUUGCCGUGAACGGCUUUAACAUAUUGGUCAACGGUGGCUCUGACCCGCGCUCCUGCUUCUGGAAGCUGGUGCGGCACUUGGAGCGGGUCGACUCCAUGCUGCUCACCCACGUCGGGGUCGACAACCUGCCCGGCGUGAACAGUCUGCUGCAGAGGAAAUCGGCAGAGCUGGAGGAGGAGCAGUCGGCCGGCUCCCAAAACAACGAGGACUGGAUGAAGAACCUCAUUUCCCCCGAAAUUGGAGUGGUGUUCCUCAACGCUCCGGAGAGGCUGAAGAAACUGCAGGGAGAUCCCAAAAUACUCCGGAGCCAUGAUCAGGCUGCACUCACCUUGCAGUACUUGGAAAGGCUGAUGAUCACACCGGAACCACUCCAUCGUUCCAACAGCGCUAAUAUUGAGCCCGUUAUCCUCUUCCAGAAAAUGGGAGUCGGUCGCCUAGAGAUGUAUGUCCUCAAUCCAGUCAAGGGUAGCAAGGAACACGAGGCCUUCAUGCAGAACUGGCCUGGAACUAGCUCCAACAUUAAAGGCUCAGACAUACCCUUGCCAUGCCUUGUGUCCAUCUGUGCUCUGCUUGUGUGGCAUCCAACUAGUCCUCAAGAAAAGAUCAUUAGAGUUCUUUUUCCCGGGUGUACACCCCAAGGCAAAAUCCUGGACGGGUUGGAGAAGCUAAAACACUUGGACUUUCUGAAGUACCCUGUAGUAAGCCUCCAGGAUCUUGAAACGUCCAAAUCUGACAAGCAGCCAAAACGUGCCGAGAGCAGGGAGAGCCUGAAGUCCGCACCUAGGGACUCCAGACCUGGAAGUGCUGUUGUGAAAGAGAAGUUGGGUCGUAUUGACAUCAAGAAGCAAGAUCCCAAAGGCAAAGCCAAAGUGACGAAUGACGUAGCCUCAAAAGGAGGGAAGGAAAGUGAAGACAACCCGAAAUCCAAGGAAGGUGACGUCAAACCAAAGCCCCCAAAACUUGAUAAAGUCGUACCCAAGAAAGAACCUAUUAAAGAUGACAAGAAAGAAGUCAAAAAGAAAGAAGAAAUUCCCGCAACAGGCAUUUCCAAGAAGGAGGAGAAUGGAGAGAAGAAGAAAGAACCAAUGAAGAAGGAACCUCCUUCUGCAAAAUCCAAGAAAGACACAAAGCCAGACCUGAAGAAGGAAAUUAAGAAGGAGUUGAAGGUCGAAGAGAAGAAACCGGCAAAGGCGACAGGCAAGGAUGUCAAGAAGCCCUUGACAGCAGCUGCAGCUUCAUCUGCUGGAGACCAAAAGAAAACCUCUGGAAAGAACGGGACUUUAAAGAAAGAGGCACCCUUAAAGAAAGAUGUUCUGAAUAAAGGUACGAAGCCAAAGACUGGCAAAAAGGAGCCGUCGAGCCUUAAGGCAUCGAGUGGAGCCGCUGAAGUGGAUGCCGAUCGCUCCAAGAUGUCGACGCCAGAGGACAUGACGGCAGAGUUUGAGAAGCUGAGAGAGGAGCAGGGGCAGCAGGACGGGCGGCCGGAUGAAGGGAACACCAAGACUGAGCUCAAAGCGGUGGAGAAUGAGGCAUUCGAGAAGCUGGAGGAGAGCGAUGUGAAAAACGGAGCCGGGGCGGAAGAGACGGACAUUUUAGAUAGCCCUGAGAAGUUCCGCUCCAUGGAUACGAUUGCGAAUCCCACCAAGUCCAUUGGACCGACGUCCCCUCUUGCAAAGACUCCAAAGAGUGACCGGAGUGUGAAUUUUGACCUGACGCCCACGGAGUACAGGCUGCUUGACGGUGCCUUGAAGGAUAACUUGUUGAGAAAUGGACAAGAAGAUGCAUGUGCCAGCUCCGAGGAGAAGACCCUGGAGCUGGUCUCUCCCCCAGGCUCGGGCCAAAACAGUGCUGGACACACCCCUUUUCACCAGUCCCCUGAGGAUGACUGCCUGGGCUCUGCGGAGGACAGCAGCCUUGGGGCUAAAGUGUCCAGCAUCGGAUUUGAAGACAGCCAGUUCACCGGAUCCUGUAGGAACUCGGAAUCGGGGUGCGUAAAAAGUCAUUUGGAGAACAAUUCGUCCUCCUCUCAGGACAAGCACUCCAGCUACUUGUUGCUGAGCCCCUUCAAGGACAUGCUGCCUGACGUUUCCCCGACCAUCACGACCCCGUCUUUGCCAGCGGAGGUUGGUUCCCCACAUUCCACGGAGGUUGACGAAUCUUUAUCCGUGUCUUUUGAGCAGGUGCUUCCACCUCUUUGUGAAUCUCCCAAGGAGGAGAUUAGUGAGCGUCUCUUCUCUAACGGACACUUUGUUGAGCCCGACUCCAAAGUCGGAAUGUCCCUGCCUUUGAGGACGUCCCACAAUAUUAGACCGCCGGGCGACGGAUCGGAGGGACGCCUCCCAGGACCACAGGGCCUUCUCGGUGAAGUGCCUCCCCACGACGUCGACCUUUGCCUGGUCUCGCCCUGCGAGUUCAAGCAUCACAAGUCCCCGGAGAACCAGCAACAUCAACUGUCACCAGGGUUGGCCAACCCGAGCCCACACGACCUCUCUGAAGACAGUGACCUCUCCCAGGAGCUAGCCAAACCACUGGCGCAGCGCUGCCUGGGCAACAACAGGCACUCCCCUCAAGGCCAGGAGACCCCACCUACCUCUGCCAGCGAUUCCCUUCCCACAGCUUCCGACUCGGAUGUCCCCCCCGGGACGGAGGACUGCCCGUCCAUCACCGCAGAUUGCGGCCUGGACUCCGACGAGGACUCAGCAGCCAUUUUUCCCCCUCAGCAGCCGCACGAUCUACCCAGCUCUCUCUCCUCGCUGAGAGGCACGCACUUUUCCUCUCAGGACCCUCCUCCGGCUCCCAUGAAGGACUUGCCCCCGCUGCCGCCCCAGCCCGGGGCGUGUAUGGCCGACCCCGAGGCUGAGGCGCAAGCCAAGGGGGCGAAGAGUACGACCGCGAAAGCCAAGAAGACUACUGGAGUCACCUCGAGGCCGGGCGUGAGCGGUAGCGCGGCCCCGGGCGGCAAGACCAAAGCUGGUACCCUCGGGAGUUCCUCUGGCUCCUUGAGGGCGAGCUCCAGCCUUGACACAAGACCCCCAUCUCGCAGUACCGGCGCGAGCUCCAGGACAGGCACCACUAGGCCAUCUGGCUCCUUGGGCAGUAAGGCGGGUGGAGCGCCGGUCUGUUUGGACCUGGCGUACCUCCCCUCGAGCUGUGCGGCCGCCACCGUGGACGUGGAGUUCUUCCGCCGCCUGCGCUCGUCCUGCUACAUCGUCAGCGGGGACGAGCCCCUGAAGGAGACGGUCAUGAGGCCCAUUCUCGACGCCCUCCUGGAGGGCAAGGCCGCCUGGCCCGGCGUUGAGGUGACCCUGAUCCCCACUUUCGACUCGCUCACGAUGCACGAGUGGUACCAGGAGACCCACGAGAGGCAGCGGGAGCUGGGCAUCACGGUUCUGGGGAGCAACAGCACCGUCGCCAUGCAGGAGGAGACCUUUCCUGCCUGCAAGGUGGAGUUCUGAGACGGCGGAGGAAACAGACGGAGGUCGAAGACGCAAGGAAAUCCGUCCAGCUCCCCCCCCCCCCUUCACACUCCAUCCCUCUUCGUACCACAAGUUAUGUUUUUUGGGUGAAAGCAAGUUCCAUGCCCCCCUUUCUCCGUUUUUCUCCUCCGCCCUUUCUUCCUGUUCCAGCAAGAUUCAGGACGCUUGGCGUACCAUGGGCCUGUAAGGUGGUGGGACGUCCUCUACUGCCCCCUUCAGUCACAGGGGAGGUAGUUACAGACCGCAAAAUGAUCCCCCUUUUUUUUUUGCCACUGGGAUAUCUAAUCAAAUGGGAAUCUGCUUUGGUUCCAUGAUAUUGUCAUAAUAUAGAAAAUUCUGGUUCCACUAAUAUUUAUCUAAGCUGCUCAGUUAAAAAUGUAUGAAUGCUUAGGUGGGUAUGGGGGAAGGCGCACUGUGCUGACAUUAUAUUCCCUGACAUUUUGGGCAUUCACUAAGGAGAGAGCGUGUGUCUGUGGACCCGUGACCAUUCACCCACAAUGGAGAGGCGUGCAAGAUUCAAGUUUCCUUCUCAUCAAGAUGCUCGUUUGGAGUUUGUCCAAGGACAGAGGGGACAGCAAAGGGCAGGGGGGUGUGGUGUGGUGAGGUGUAUGAAUGUCUUGCACUCUCAAGGCUUUUCAAAAAUGUCACUCCCUGAGGAUUGUCCAUCACAACAUCUUUAGCAUUCCCUGCAUGCUUUUGAUAAGACUAACGUGGGGUCAGUCUGCAGCUUAUCGUCUGGAGAAAUUGGCGGGCACAAAUACUUGCGGAAGGACAUAUGUUUCUUCUAUUUUACGUGGAAAUGCCUCCCAUCAGCUGACUGUGCACGUAGCAUGGGAGGUGCUGAGGGAGUAUUCAUGGCCUUUAAGGAUGUGUAAGUUAAGCAUGAAAUGUACAUAGUGAAGGGGUUUGGUGAAGUCGACCAUGGAAUGAUGAAGUUGUGAGCGAGUUAGACGAUGAAAUUGUGAUGAUUGUGACCCAUUGCGAUCGAGUUGUCUUCUCACAAUGUUUGCGGUUAGCUGCCACGCUGUUGAACCGGCUUGGAUGCAACAAAAUGGUAGCCGAGUUGGAGAGAACCAAUGAUGUCUGAACAUAUUUGCGGGAGAAAAAAAAAAGUGGAUUCUUGGUGUAAUGCACGGCAGUGGAUGAUGCUGAAUCUAUGGCAUCCUGGACUGAAUAUUCCUUUUCUUGUCUGUAACGGAUCACAAUUCACAGAAAAUCUCUUGCAGUGUCCAGUUCCAGCAGGUGGACCUGCUGCGUACAGUAGGCCGUCAGAAAUGUCUACGUGCUGUAUGUGGGACCACUGUGUGUUGCGUGCAUCACAUCGUCUUGUUUGUAGUGCUUGAAAUGAUUUUAUGAUAUACAUG